AUGCAGAUGACUGAGGAUGGGCUCAUCUACUCCUUCACCCUUGUCUAUGCACCAGAGGCUCUCAGUGGCACUCCAGUUGUUAGGACGGGCGAUGCUGUGGUUGGUAUCGAGUGUCACUAUGCAAGGAGAGCUGAUGUGAGCAGUGAUGCCCUGAGACCCACUUGGAUCCCUUAUGCUGCCACCAAGAUCGCAGAGGAACUCCUUGUUUUCUCCCUUCAGCUCAUGACUGAUGACUGGCAGUUUGAGAGACCUUCCAAUCAGUACUUCCUGGGUGACCUCAUCCAUAUUGAAGCUGUUGUGAUGCAGUACAUGCACGUGCCCCUGCGUGUGUUUGUGGACAGCUGCGUGGCUACCACGGCCCCGGACGUGAACUCUGUUCCCAGUUAUACCUUCAUUGACAACCACGGGUGCAUGGUCGACGCCAAGAUUACGGGCUCGGAUUCACGCUUCCUGAACAGGAUCCAGGACGAUAAGCUCCAGUUUCAGUUGGAGGCCUUCAGGUUCCAGCAGGACAGCGGCCUGAUCUACAUCACGUGCUUCUUGAAGGCCACGGCGGCUUCAUCUCCUACCGACGCGGAGCACAAGGCUUGUUCCUUCUCUCCCAAUGGAUGGACCGCCGCGGAUAGAGAUGACCAGGUGUGUGGCUGCUGCGAUUCUGGCUGUGCUCUUGAAUGGGAGGGUGAGGCUUCCCUCAGUCUCGUUGUCAAGGAGAAUCCAUUGGCUGGUUGA
Messenger RNA from Chanos chanos (milkfish), 729 nucleotides. Its product is annotated as zona pellucida sperm-binding protein 3-like. The coding region runs from base 1 to 729 and encodes 242 amino acids. The record is from RefSeq and is a predicted model, not a curated record. Gene Ontology annotation, molecular function: acrosin binding. Lineage: Eukaryota; Metazoa; Chordata; Actinopteri; Gonorynchiformes; Chanidae. The transcript is spliced from 7 exons. Gene Ontology annotation, cellular component: extracellular matrix. Gene Ontology annotation, biological process: binding of sperm to zona pellucida; egg coat formation; positive regulation of acrosome reaction.